UCUUCAUUCCGCCACCAUUCUCUGAAUCAUUUUCUCUAGUCCAAUAGUACCAGUCUAGAUUCCUUCAUCACUUCCAACCCAUCUUCUUCUUUCUAAUCUUGUUAUAGGUUAAGUGCUUGACAACGAAAGAAUCUUGUUUUUGGACUAGAGUUCCAGAGAAUGUGGAGGCUUAAGAUUGCUGAAGGCAACGGACCGUAUCUAUACAGCACCAACAACUUCGUUGGCAGACAAAUCUGGGAGUGGGAUCCAAAUGAUGGCACUCCUGAAGAACGAGAAGCGUUUGAAAAAGCUCGCGAAGGGUUCAGAAAUAACAGGAAAAAGGGAGUUCAUCCAUGCGCUGAUUUGUUCAUGAGAAUGCAGCUUAAGAAAGAAAAUUCCCAUAUUGAUUUGGGAAUCCCACCUGUUAGGCUGGGAGAAAAUGAAGAAGUAACUUAUGAAACAGCUACGACUGCUGUCAGGAAAGCUGUGAGGUUAAACCGCGCAAUCCAGGCUAAGGAUGGCCAUUGGCCAGCUGAGAAUGCAGGGCCGAUGUUCUUCACACCACCACUGCUCAUUGUCCUUUACAUCAGUGGAGCGAUCAAUACUCACUUAACAUCAGAACACAAGAAAGAAUUGGUUCGUUACAUCUACAACCAUCAGAAUGAAGAUGGUGGCUGGGGAUUUUACAUAGAAGGUCAUAGUACUAUGAUGGGAUCAGCCCUUAGCUACGUAGCUUUACGCAUACUUGGUGAAGGACCGGAUGAUGGAGAUGGUGCAGUUGCAAGAGCUCGCAAAUGGAUCCUUGACAAUGGUGGUGCAACUGGAAUUCCGUCAUGGGGAAAGACUUAUCUUUCGGUUCUUGGAGUGUAUGAUUGGGAUGGUUGCAAUCCACUACCCCCAGAAUUUUGGCUUUUCCCAGAGUUUUUUCCUUACCAUCCAGCAAAAAUGUGGUGUUACUGCCGUACGACGUACAUGCCUAUGUCUUAUCUGUAUGGCAGAAAGUAUCAUGGGCCGCUCACCGACCUUGUCUUGUCCUUGAGACGAGAGAUUCAUGUGAAACCAUAUGACCAAAUUAACUGGAACAAAGCUCGCCAUGAUUGUUGCAAGGAAGACUUGUACUAUCCUCAUUCCUUCAUCCAAGAUCUUCUCUGGGAUACUCUAAACUAUUGUACUGAGCCAUUUAUGAGACGGUGGCCGUGUAACAAGAUUAGACAAAGGGCUAUGGCAAAGUCAAUAGAGUACAUGCGUUAUGGUGCAGAAGUGAGCAGAUACAUAACUAUUGGAUGUGUCGAAAAGAGUUUACAAAUGAUGUGUUUUUGGGCACACGAUCCUAAUGGUGAUGAUUUCAAGUAUCACCUUGCUAGAGUUCCUGACUAUUUAUGGCUUGCCGAGGAUGGAAUGAAAAUGCAGAGCUUCGGAAGUCAGGUAUGGGAUUGUGUUCUUGCGAGUCAGGCAAUUCUUGCGAGUGGCAUGGUAGAUGAAUAUGGAGACAGCCUCAAGAAAGCACAUUUUCACUUGAAAGAGGCACAAUGCAAAACAAAUCCAAAAGGGGACUUCAAGAAAAUGUAUCGCCACUUCACCAAAGGUUCUUGGGCCUUUUCUGAUCAAGAUCAAGGUUGGGUUGUCUCAGAUUGUACAGCAGAGGCACUAAAGUGCCUACUACUUUUCUCUCAAAUGCCACAAGAGAUUGCUGGAGAAAAAGCUGAUGUUGAACGCUUGUAUGAUGCUGUCAACGUUUGCCUAUACUUACAGAGUCCUGAAACUGGUGGCUUCUCCAUUUGGGAGCCUCCAGUUCCUCAACCAUAUUUGCAACAAUUGAACCCUUCAGAGCUGUUUGCUGACAUCGUUGUGGAGCAAGAGCAUGUUGAAAAUUCGGCAUCCAUCAUCCAAGCUCUACUGUUGUUCAAACGUCUGCAUCCAGGCCACAGGGAGAAAGAAAUAGAAAUUGCUGUUUCCAAAGCUGUACAUUUUCUUGAAGGAAAACAAUGGCCUGAUGGUUCUUGGUAUGGCUACUGGGGAAUUUGCUUUCUCUAUGGCACUAUGUUUGUACUAGCAGGAUUUACUGCUGCAGGGAAAACAUAUGAGAAUAGUGAAUCAGUUCGUAAAGCGGUUAACUUUUACCUGUCUACUCAAAAUGAAGAGGGUGGAUGGGGAGAAUGUCUUGAAUCUUGCCCUAGCAUGAAAUACAUACCUCUAGAGGGCAAUAGAACAAAUUUGGUUCAAACUUCUUGGGCCAUGUUAGGACUAAUGUUUGGUGGACAGGCUGAGAGAGACCCAACACCAUUGCACAAGGCAGCCAAACUGCUAAUCAAUGCUCAAAUGGACGAUGGAGACUUUCCUCAACAGGAAAUAACAGGAGUGUACAUGAAGAAUUGCAUGCUUCACUAUGCUGAAUACAGAAAUAUUUUCCCACUUUGGGCACUUGCAGAAUACCGUAAACGUGUUUGGCCAUCCCAAAGAAUGUAAAUGUGAGCAUAGAUUGCAAAAGGAUUGAAAACGAAAUGUUGUGAUUGUUGUAUGUGGAUCUACCAAAUUGGUAUUAAUUCCACGCAAAGUUUUAUGAUGUAUUGGAAUAACUAGUUCAAGAUUUUGCAACAUCUUUCUUGUUUCUUAGCAAUAAACCAAUCCCACCUACCCCUACCCUCCUAAGGCUCCUAUCCAAGAAGGAGAAAUUCGAAAAGUACUAUCUUGUUUGCUAGUGAUCAUUGUUUUUGUUUA
This is a messenger RNA of Coffea eugenioides, 2697 nucleotides long. Its product is annotated as dammarenediol II synthase-like. Gene Ontology annotation, biological process: triterpenoid biosynthetic process. The transcript has 15 exons. NCBI's taxonomy places the organism in Eukaryota, Viridiplantae, Streptophyta, Magnoliopsida, Gentianales, Rubiaceae. Gene Ontology annotation, molecular function: beta-amyrin synthase activity. The coding region runs from base 160 to 2445 and encodes 761 amino acids. The record is from RefSeq and is a predicted model, not a curated record. Gene Ontology annotation, cellular component: lipid droplet.